AAGUAGUCUUCACCUUAUCUGCUCAACAACUUAUUUUUUUGUUCUUAAUGCCCUUUUCUUACAGAAGGCUAAAUGCGACUUCUCAUAAGGACAUUUUGUGAUUCUGCAGGUCGAUUGUUGAAGCAUAGACCAUCUAAUACCAUUUUGCUAACUGGACUUAGUGGAAGUGGUAAAACCAUUAUUUUUUGCCAGCUUCGAGACGGUUCAUCUCAUCAGGGUACUGUGACCUCAAUGGAACCUAAUGAAGGCACUUUUAUACUACACUCUGAAAUGACUAAGAAGGGCAAAUUAAAGCCUGUUCAUGUUGUUGAUGUUCCUGGGCAUUCCCGUCUUCGGUCCAAAUUAGAAGAGUUCUUGCCUCAAGUGGCAGGCAUUGUUUUUGUGGUGGAUGCUGUUGAGUUCUUAUCAAAUAGUCGUGCAGCUUCAGAGUACCUAUAUGAUAUUUUAACCAAGGCAAGUGUUGUGAAGAAAAAAAUUCCAAUACUACUACUCUGCAACAAGGUGGAUAAAGUUACUGCACACACGAAGGACUUCAUCAGAAAACAGCUGGAAAAGGAAAUUGAUAAGCUUCGUUCAUCAAGAGCAGCUCUAUCUUCAGCAGAUAUUGCCAAUGAAUACACACUCGGGGUACCUGGAGAAGCCUUUGCAUUUUCUCAGUGUCAUAACAAAGUUACAGUUGCAGAAGCAUCUGGUUUGACUGGUGACCUCUCUCAGUUAGAGCAGUUUAUUAGGGAGCAUGUGCAGGGAAAAGCUGAAAUGUGUUAUGGAGGAAAAAAAAAAAUCUUGAGUGGAAAGUUUCUACUAUAUGUUAGACAUUGAUGAUUGAUUAAUUCAGAUUAUUGUGUUAAUUGCAGAUCUGGAGGAACUGUAAUUUUUCUUGUUUGAUGGUAGUUCAUGUAAUGCUUGAUUGGUGUGAAUUAUAGUCUCUUGAAUCCUUCUUUUCUA
Molecule: messenger RNA, 945 nt
Organism: Olea europaea var. sylvestris
Lineage: Eukaryota; Viridiplantae; Streptophyta; Magnoliopsida; Lamiales; Oleaceae
Product: signal recognition particle receptor subunit beta-like
Exons: 6
Coding region: 73-819 (248 amino acids)
Biological process (GO): protein targeting to ER
Cellular component (GO): signal recognition particle receptor complex
Molecular function (GO): GTPase activity; GTP binding
Source: RefSeq, a predicted model, not a curated record